This is a messenger RNA of Pocillopora meandrina, 14256 nucleotides long. The record is from the annotation of a GenBank genome assembly. NCBI's taxonomy places the organism in Eukaryota, Metazoa, Cnidaria, Anthozoa, Scleractinia, Pocilloporidae.
AUGGAGUCUCUCUUGAAGAAUCUCGAAAAACAUGUUACUUGUUCCAUUUGCCUGGAUACUUACACCAAGCCAAAGACCAUAGCUUGUCUUCAUACCUUCUGCUUGAAAUGUUUAGAGGAGCACGCUUUGAAAACCCAAAGACAUGGACAAUUUCGAUGUCCCGAUUGUCAGGCGGAAGUGAACAUCCCAGAAGGAAAUUGUUUCGAUAAUUUACCGACUGGUUUUCUGCAAAACAGUUUGUUGAGUCUUCUCGCUGUACGACAAAGUGGCGAUGGAAGUCAGAUCAGUUGUGGUAUCUGUAAGAAAAAGAGCGCCGAGAUCAGCUAUUGCUUUGCUUGCGAAAAAUUACUGUGCCGUGAUUGUGUCAAUGCACACGAAUUGUUUCAAGAGAGUGCCUUUCAAGGACACAAAGUGACGGCAGUGAAACAGUUUCAAGCCAUAGAUUACGAGGCCUUGUUAAAGCGUCAGUCCUUUUGCCCUCAGCCUUACCACGAGAGAGAGGUAAACAGGUUUUUUUGCCGUGAAUGCCAGAUUUGUGUUUGUCAAGUUUGCAUAAACACUGAUCACAAGAAUCAUAAUGUUGAUCCGCUUGAGAAAGCAGCGGAUACCGAGAAAACAAACAUCAUGGCGGCAGUCGAGUCGAUAGAACAAAAGAAGAAAGUCUGUAGCGAUGCGAUUAUAACUUUUCAACAAGUUGUUGAAGAGCUGGAACGAAAUGUUACCGCUGCUAAACGAGAGGUUUCCCAAACAGCCAAACAAAUGAUUGAGAAGAUUCGAGAACAAGAGCGGGAAGCUACAAAAAUUAUCGAAAAUGCACGCGUGUCUAGAAUAGAGAAAAUAAACUCUCUUAACGAGCAAGUAAAGUCAUUGAUGAAACAACUUGAUCAAGCUGUUCAGUUUGCAAAAAACCUGGUUGAGAGGAGCUCCAGUUCAGAUGUUAUGAAAAGUAAGAAGACCUUAGAGCAGCGAUUUGGAGAUCUCGACAAGGCCACAGUCCCUUCGCUUCCGGUAAGCUCAUUCGUGAAGUUUUUCUCGGCUAAUGCACUUGACAACUUAAACCUGGGGCCAGUGAUAACCAAUGAAGCAGAUGUACGGUUGUCAUCAGUGGAGGCUCUUACUGAAAACCUCCAAGCUGGUCUGGAAGCAGAGCUUGUGAUUUGCCGUCCAAAGCGAAAGAGUGAAGAAGAGCUUACAAGGAAAUGCCAGCGUGAAUUUUACGUUAGAGUGCUCAUAGAACCCGCUGAAGAUGUAGCAAGUUUAAAAGUUGUUGAGAACGAAAAUGAUGAUUUCCACGUGAAGUUUGUUCCUAAAAUACCUAGCACCUACAACAUGACCGUCUUCAUAAAUGGCUUCAAACUUGUUACCAGUCCUUUCAGGAUUCACGUUAAGGAACGACGAAUUCAAGUUGUGGGCGAGUUAGUUCUAAAAAGAGGAAUUCCCGUAAGUCCGAAUUGGAUCGCUGUCAACAGCAAAGGAACAAUCGCUGUAGUUGACGAUGAAAGACACUGUAUCUUACUGUUUGAUAAGGAUGGAAAUUUUGCGCGAAAAUUUGGCUGCUAUGGAAAAUGGCCUUGGCAGCUGGCUAAUCCAGCUGGAGUGACAUUCCUGAAUGAUGACCAGCUUCUCGUGGUGGAUGCAUUGAAUAGUCGAAUUAAUCAAUUCAAUGUACAGACAGGAAAGUUUGUGAAGAGGUUUGGAGAGAAAGGGACUGGAGACGGCAAAUUUCUGGCACCCGAAGGAAUUUUCAUAAAUGAUGAAGGACAUAUAAUUGUAACGGAUUGCUGUAACAACAGAAUCCAGGUCUUGGACAAAGAUGGUAAAUUUAUGUUCACAUUUGGAGACCACGGCCCUGGUGAGCUAAACGAACCUAGUGGAUGCAUUUAUCACAAAAACAAGUUCAUUGUAUCUGACAGUAAAAACCAUUGUUUGAAAGUGUUUGACAAAUCAGGGAAGUUCUUGUACAAGAUUGGAGAAGAAGGCGAAGCUGAUGGCCAGUUUUCAUGUCCACGGGAUUUGUGUUUUGAGAAAUAUGGCGAUCAUCUGAAUCUUUUGGUGUGUGACAGAGAUAAUGAACGCAUUCAACAGUUUACAAUGGAAGGUCGUUUUAUUGGUAAAACUGUUAUUAAGCUAAAAGAUCCGAAAACAAUAGCUACAACACCAGAUGAUCGUAUUUUGGUUUGUGAUUAUGAAGACAAAACCAUUUAUAUCUUGAAAUAGACACUCAAAUGUUUUUGGCAAAAGGAGUAAUAAUAAUAAUAAUAAUGAGGGAUUAGGAACAAAGUUAGAACUUUUAUCAUUACACCAGCAAUCAAAUAAUUUUUAUAUUUAUUUUUUUACCCUUAAAUAUGAUUUGUUUAGAGAUCUUUCAGGUGCUUGGGAUGUAUGUAUUGAAAAGCGGACUAACGCGACCUUCCACCUCCUCCCAUAGCUCAAUUUCCAGGAGUGCAUGUAUCAGUUGAGACCGCGAUCCUCUCCGCCGUGUGUAUUGAAACAUCGAGCUCCCUCGGUCCCAGGUUCCUUUGUCAAUAUUAAGCACCGGAAAGAACAUUGUAGUUUUAGAUUGUCAUGUAGUUUCAAUUUUGCAGGAUAGGACUAAAAAACAACUGUUACUCUGGAAAUAAUAUUCUAGUUUUAGCUUGUCUGGUAUCCUUAUGAGUGAAUUUCUUUCAAUCUGCAGAACUGGACUAGAAUAUACAAAUUAGUUACUUUAAGAUAUUCAUGCAACUAUUGAGAUGCUGGCACUAUAAAUUUUUUCUUUUUCGUCGUUUAAUGAUAAUUUUUCUAGAAGAAACUGGAACAUUAGAAAAGUAGACUCGUUCAAUUUUGGUAUCCAGUUUAUUGGGUUGUAAAUUUGCCAAAUAUCUCUUACGAUAAAUGUAGAUAUGUAAAGAUGUGUGACUGAUAUUUUGACUGAGCAAAACUUCAUAUGUAAUGACAAUGCAUCGCAAGCAUGCCAUUACUUCUGAUUAUGAAGAGACCGUGAAUUUAUGAUUGUGGUAUAAUAUUUUAGAGAUCUUAGGAGAGUUUGCAUUGUAAAUGAACUGUUUAUGUAACGAAAGAAAAGUGGUAUAGCUGUGCACUUCAUUUAUCAAAGACUGGAUCCAAAAAUAAAUUUGUGAUUUUGUUAACAGUCUUUGCCUUCAGUAAUGAAAUUAUAUUUUAACUGAUUAAGUAUACAAAUUGAAUUUUAAAAAAAAUAAGACUCACGAGAAAUGGAAGAAUCUAAAUUAAAAUGCCCGGGAAAAUGGUCCUGGAAAGGUAAAUUGUGAACAGAUCUUAAACACAUUGAGUAUCUAUGGCAUUCAGCUACUCGAGGUCCUGGAAUAUAAAGUUGAUUUGUUGUUGUUUUUUUUUCUAACCAAAAACUAGUUGCAAUUACAACUAAUUUAUUCAUCAACGGAUGUUCUUUGCAUGGAAGCCAUCAGGUCAUAAUUUCGGCUUCUAAAAAUUCUGAUAAAUCUUGUGAUGGAUCCGUGACCGGCCCAAUCUCGAGCCCAUGGUCGUUUGGGCUUCUUGUCAGCAGUAUGGUCGCCAAAUAGUGUCAUAAUGUUUUAAUUCCACUCCGCCCCCCUUUUUAUUAGCAGCUCCUUGUCACCAUAUCGCUGACAAGGAGCCAAAAUGACCCUGGGCUCGAGAUUGGCAUAAGUCACUUUGAAUAGAAAAUUUUAUAGUUUUUCAUUGGAUAACAUUAAUCAAGGUCAGCUGAGAGGAGGCUGCGGUCAGGUCCUAUCUACUAGUGAUAAGUAUGACCGUCGAGAAUAUUGAAGAAAAAGAUGUAAAAGGCUGUUACAUUAUUUAUUAAUCAGUGAACUAUCGGUAAAACCACGGUUUUAUUCCCCAUGCCCCCCUUUUUAUUAGUAGUUCGAGUUCUUUCAGGAUUGUACGUCAAUAACUUAUACCUUUGUUUACAGGCAGAGUUCUACACCUCGCGUUCUUUUGUAUGAAAUUCAUGUAUUUGUAUAUGAUCCGCUUUUCAUCAGGGCUCUAAUCUGAAAUGAAAUUAACGAGGCAUGCUGCAUAACGAGCGAAUUCAUCAAGCCUUAUCUAGUGAUUUUUGUUUCAAAUCUUACAAAUUCCCGAGCUAAACUUUUGUGAAGCCCACGUAUCUAAUCACUGUUGAGGAAUACCUUUUAUUUUACAUGGGGAAUAUUCAUUGCAAAAACAUAUUUUCAUCUGCUCUCAGUAACAGAAAACAAUGGAGCACGAGCCUAUUGUUAAAGAGCAUUCUACUUGUUGUGUGACUUAACUUCGGCUCCAAAAAUAAAAGGUCACAAGGUUCGAUCUGCUGGCGGACAUAAAGAGCUAUCAUACUAAAUUUUAAUCUGGCUGUUUCUCGGAAUCACAAACAAUACACAGUGUGUUUCAUUUCGCUCUGAUUUCGUUAUCUGCUUUCGCGAUGGAGUCUCGUAAGGAAAGAAUCUCAAAAAACAUGUUACUUGUCCUAUUUGUUUGGAAGGCUAAGCACUUCCGAUGUAGUUAAUUCGUCCUUUUAUUUCUAGCCCAGAUAAAAAUGACUUUUACUGUUUUAUAACUAGAGAUUCUUCCUUGUGACAUCAAAUACUAUUUACGGUAAAAAGCUCCUUUUUAUCUGCUAUCAGUUACAGAACAAGAGCCAUUCUUAAAUAAACGUACAACUUACUGUGUUACUUACAUCCGUCCCAAAAAUAAAACGGUCACGAGGUUUAAUCUGCUUGGUAGGCGAACAUAAAAAGCUAUCAUAUUAGAUUUUAAUCUGGCUAGCCUAGGUGUAGCCAUAUCCUCCCCAUUCACCUUGGCGGAGGGGAGGGGAGGGGAGGGUAAGGCUACACGUAGGCUGUAAUCUGGCUGAUAUUUUUUUGGCUUCGUGGGUCAUUUGAAGCGUCUUUUUACGAAAUUACUUCUGGCCGGAGGCCGUUAAGACGUGAAAGGGAGACAAGGCUUGCAUCUUGAUGGCCGCCAGCCACGACCUCCUCCGCUUCAAACUGGAAUUAACGCCAAAAUACUGAAAAUCUCUCCUAACUAACAACGGUCGUUGAUCGAUGAGAUGUUGCUCUAUCUCUUCGUUCCCUUUCUUCUCAGUCUUAACGGCCUCUGGCCAAAAGUAAUUUUGAAAAAAGACGCUUCAAACGGUCUAUGAAGGCUAAAAAAUAUCACAAAUGCGUCGAUUAACAUUUCAUUUAUCUUUAUUGAAAUAUUCAGACCGGGAGGUACUUUAGAUAUGCAAUUUUCAGAGCUUUAUUUUCUUUAUUCGUAACCCACAGAGAUUUAGUCCGGCUCAAGUAAACACUUGUUAUUAACCAAGAACACUACGUGUGGUCUGCCUGUGCACAAACAAUAGUCACGUGUGUUUCGUUUCGCUCUAAUUUCGCAAUCUGCCUACGUGAUGGAGUCUCUCUUGAAAAAUCUCGAAAAACAUGUUACUUGUUCCAUCUGUCUGGAUACUUACACUAAACCUAAGACCAUAGCUUGUCUUCAUACCUUCUGCUUGAAAUGUUUAGAGGAACACGCUUUGAGAACCCAAAGACAAGGACAAUUUCGAUGUCCCGAUUGUCAGGCGGAAGUGAACAUCGUAGAAGGAAGUUGUUUCGGUAAUUUGCCGACUGGUUUUCUGCAAAACAGUUUGUUGAGUCUUCUCGCUGUACGGCAAAGUGGCGAUGGAAGUCAGAUCAGUUGUGGUAUCUGUAAGAAAAAGAGCGCCGAGAUCAGCUAUUGUUUCGCUUGCGAAGAAUUAUUGUGCCGUGACUGUGUUAAUGCACACGAAUUGUUUCAAGAGAGGGCCUUUCGUGGACACAGAGUGACGGCAGUGAAACAGUUUCAAGCCGUAGAUUACGAGGCCUUGUUAAAGCGUCAGUCCUAUUGCCCUCAGCCUUACCACGAGAGAGAGGUAACCAGGUUUUUUUGCCUUGAAUGCCAGAUUUGUGUUUGUCAAGUUUGCAUAAACACUGAUCACAAGAAUCAUAAUGUUGAUCCGCUUGAGAAAGCAGCGGAUGCCGAGAAAGCAAACAUUAUGGCGGCAGUCGAGUCGAUAGAACGAAAGAAGAAAGUCUGUAGCAAUACCAUUAAAACUUUUCAACAGGUUUUUGAAGAGCUGGAACAAAAUGUUACCGCUGCUAAACGAGAGGUUUCCCAAACAGCCAAACAAAUGAUCGCGAAGAUUCGAGAUCACGAGCGGGAAGCUACAAAAGUCCUCGAGAAUACACGCGUGUCUAGAAUAGAGAAAAUAAACUCUCUUAACGAACAAGUUAAUUCACUGAUGAAACAACUUGACCAAGCUGUUCAGUUUGCAAAAGACCUGGUUGAGAGAAGCUCCAGUUCAGAUGUUAUGAAAAGUAAGAAGAGUUUGGAGCAGCGAUUUGGAGAUCUCGACAAGGCCACAGUCCCUCGCUUCCGGUUAGCUCAUUCGUAAAGUUUUUCUCGACUAAUGCACUUGACAACCUAAACCUGGGGUCGGUGGAAACCAAUGAAAUAGAUGUACGGUUGUCAUCAAUGGAAGUUCUUACUGAAAACCUCCAAGCUGGUCUGGAAGCAGAGCUUCUGAUUUGUCCAAAGCGAAAGAGUGAAGGAGAGCUUACAAGUAAAUGCCAGCGUGAAUUUGAUGUUAGAGUGCUCAUAGUACCAGCUGAAGAUGUAACAAGUUUAAGAACUUUUAAAAACGAAAAUGAUGAUAUCCACGUGAAGUUUGUUCCUAAAGUACCUGGCACCUUCAACAUUACAGUUAUGAUAAAUGGCGACAAACUUGUUACCAGUCCUCUUAGGGUUCAAGUGAAGGAACGAAGGAUUGAUGUUAUGGGGGAGUUAGUUCUCAAAGGAGAAAUUCCCGAGAGGCCCGAUUGGAUUGCUGUCAACAGCAAAGGAACGAUCGCUGUGAGUGACAAUGAAGAACACUGCAUCCUAAUAUUUGAUAAAAAUGGAAAUUUUGUGCGAGAAUUUGGCUGCUAUGGAGAAGGGCCUGGGCAGCUGGCUAAUCCAGCUGGAAUUACAUUCCUGAAUGAUAACGAGGUUCUGGUGGGGGAUGACGAUGAUGGCCAAAUUCAACAAUUCAAUGUACAGACAGGGAACUUUGUGAAGAGCUUUGGGAAGAGAGGGACUGGAGAUGGCGAAUUUACAGCACCUCAAGGAAUUUUCAUUAGCGAUGAAGGACAUGUUAUUGUGGCGGAUUGCUUGAACAACAGAAUCCAGGUCUUUGACGAAGAUGGUAAAUUCAUGUCCAAAUUUGGAGACAAUGGUCCUGGUGAGCUAUGCGUACCUAGUGGAUGCAUUUAUCAUAAAAACAAGUUCAUUGUAUCUGACAGUGGAAACCAUUGUUUGAAAGUGUUCGGAAAAGCAGGGGAGUUCUUAUGCAAGAUUGGAGAAGAAGGCGAAGCUGAUGGACAAUUUUCAUAUCCAUGGGGUUUGUGUGUUGAGAAAUAUGGCGAUCAUCAGAGUCUCUUGGUGUGUGACAGUGAUAAUGGACGCAUUCAACAGUUUACAAUGGAAGGUCGUUUUAUUGGCAAAACUUUUCUUAGGCUAGGAGAUCCGAACGCAAUAGCGACAACACCAGAUGGUCGUAUUUUGGUUUGUGACAGUAAAGACAAAAGCAUUUAUGUCUUGAAAUAGACGCUCAAACGUGUUUUGCAAAAAGGAAUAACGAUGUGGGAUUGGUAACAAAGUUAGCACUUUAAUCACUAACCCGGCAAUCAAAUAAUUUAUAUAUAUAUUUUUCCCUUGACUUGUUUAGAGAUCUUUCAGGUGCUUGGGAUGUAUGUAUUAAAAAGCGGACUAACGCGAACUUCCACCUCCUCCCAUAGCUCAAUUUCCAGGAGUGCAUGUAUCAGUUGAUACCGCGAUCCUCUCCGCCGUGUGUAUUGAAACUCUCAUUGGUGGAUAUCGAGCUCUCUCGGUCCCAGGUUACUUUGUCAAUAUUUUACUUUGGAAAGAAUAUUGUAGUUUUAGCAUGUCAUGUAUCUUUAGGUGACAGUUUUCAAUUUUGCUGGCUAGGACUAAAAAACAACUGUUACUUUGGAAAUAAUAUUCUAGUUUUAGUUUGUCUGGUAUCUUUUCAGUGGAUUUUUUCAAUCUGCCGAACUGGACUACAAACUGCAAAUUAGUUCCUUUAAGAUGUUCAUGCAACUUAUUUAUCGUCGUUGAAUGAUAAUUUUUCCAGAAGAAACUAGAACAUUAGAAAAGUAGACUCAUUGCAAGUCUUGACAACCGCUUUUUUGAUUGUAAAUUUGCUUCAUAUUUCUUACGAUAAAUGUAGAUAUAAAAAGAUGGGUGACUGAUAUUUUGACUGAGCAAAAUUUCAUAUGUAAUGUCAAUGUAUUAAUUAUUAGUGACUUACAGGGGCGGAUCCGGGAAAUUUUAAUAGUCCAAAUUUUUCAGAAAACACUACAGAAAGUUUCUUGGGCAAAUUGCCUCUCCCCGCAACUCCGUCAUUCAACAAACCCCGACCCAAUUCCCCCCUCCCGCCGUUACACAUUAUAUCCAAUUUAACAACAAUUUUCUUAGCCCCUCGUGCAAGUCCUGAGAACCGCUUUUCUGACAUCCUAUUUCUAAGGUAGGACUUGAUUCUUCGCAAGCCAGAGAAUGGACGCUCAGCUUCUGCAGAACUUAUUGGGAGCGUAGACCCAAUUAUAUAGCAUUCAUACCUUUCCACCUAUCUGGUUUUGCCUCUAGAAAUAGAACUACACUUCCGUAAAACUUGUUCUAGAAAUCGCUCUCUUUUAGGCGAAAAAAAUGAAAGUGCUUCGUGAUUGUCUCUAAAUGAUCGUCACUUGGAUAAGAGAUGCCCCAUUCAUCAAGGCAGACGGUGCUUCACAACAUGUCACUUUCAGAGACGUCUCCAUCUUCUGCAUACGAGCCUUAGCUUGUUUUUAAUCUCUUUAAGACUUAAAUACUUGAAUAAUACAUAAAGAGGCUCAUCUAGCAAAGUUGUGAUGAGAAAAAUUAAAAUGUUUGAAUUACGGAGCUUAAGCUGUGUUGAAACUGGAAAUUUUUGAGGGGAGACCGCUGUCGGAAGAUUAAAAGAACGCUUUGAGAAAAUUAGAAAAAGGAAUCAUUUAGCCUAAAUAACAAAAGAUAAAUUAGACUGGCAUGGAGUUGGCAUUCGUAUCUUCUAGUAUCUGCCAAAAUUAACAGCUGCUCUCUCGAGGACCUCGAGCGUGGCCUCUGCGGACUCAGCAGCUUGUAAUGGAGCCUAGUGAAAUUGAGGAAAUUCGCACAAAAGUCCUCAAUAGGAUUGCAAUUUUGCAGUCACAAAAAGCUAUAGCUCUGGAAAGUUUCGUCGAAAAUCCCUAAUCUAACAUUUCCAUUUGCGAACUAGGACCUGAAAGUUUGGAGAUUCUAUUGAAAUGCUAAAUCAAUCAGUCACAUGUGGCCUGUAACUUGGUCACCAACUUCGAGGUGGCGUUGAUAAAGAAGCCGUACCUUAUGUGUAGCCGUACCCUUCCCUCCCCCCCACCUUGGGGGAGGGGGGCGGGUGGGACCCCUGCGAUAUUUUAAUUGGUUUGUCACGCAUUCCUCUCGUUAACAUUUGCGUUUGGCGGCUAUUCGAGAUCAGUGGAGCAUGGAGGCGCCCAAUUGCCGCUCAGAUCGAAGAGAAACCGGAACCCAAGUAGGUAAAAUAGGAAAAACCGAAAACUACAUCGGAUAUCAAAUCCGAAAACCCGUCAGUAUUUUUCGCGAAAACCGAAAACCAAAUGCUAAAAAACGCAAAAUCCGCCAACCGCAAUUAACACCAAAGCUGAAAACCGAAGUUUUUUGGCACAAAAACCGAAAAACUGACCCAAAAAAAUAACCAAAACCGCAAAACCGAAAAUCCCAAUGCUCCCCUCAUUAAGUAUUGCUGUAAACUUUCUUUCUGAAGGCUUUCAGAUUAAUGAUUAUAAUAGUUUCUUACGGCGUCGUGUCUUCUAUUUUUAUUUAGUUUUUUGUUAUCUAAACUAAAUAAUUCCUUUUUCUAAUAUUAUCAAGGCGUUUUUUUUUUCUUCAGACAGCGAUCUCCUCUAAAAGAUUCCAGUUUCAACACAGCUUAAGCCCCAUAAUUUAAACAUUUUCAUUUUUCUCAUCACAACUUUGCCAGAUGAGCCUCUAACACUCAGAGAAAAAACGCUCGGCUGCGGCAGAACUUUCUGAGAGCGUACACCCAAUUAUAUAGUAUCCAUGCCUUUCCGCCCACUUGGUUUUGCCCAAGUCUUUCAACUUCUCCUUUCUUGAAAUAGAACCACACUUCCCUAAAACUCGUUCUGGAAAUCGCUGUCUUUUACGCGAAUUUUAAAGACAGAAAAGGUUUCACGUAAGGUUCUAAUCAUGUUUCAGUGACUGGAGUUAACCUGUGCGCGGCUGCAACUCUGAGAUUUAAAAAGUGACUGUUGCAAUAAGUGCACAAUGCCGUUGGUGCUAUUCUCUUUUUUCCCGCGCAAACCACGUGCUUCCGAUGACAUAAUAAUACUUCUUGAUUUGCGUCUUUAUCUGUCACCUCAUCGCCGAUGAUUUAGAAAAAGGCGUUUUCCUUUUGAAUCGGCUGUGUAACUUUCGACCGAAUAUAUUCCCCAGUGAUACGAAUAACUUCUUGUACAGUUUUAGAGAGACUUCUGGCAUUUCUCCAACCAGUUAGUAAGUGUUUUUUUAAAUCUUUAUCAUAAGUUGCUUAAUGGCAUAAGAAUGGCAUGGAAGUUGCCUUUCUUCACGGAUACCGUGCUUGUGCUGACAUCUCGAUGGCUUCAAAGAGAGAUGUUCUGUUUGCCACAAAAUAUAGUGGUACUUAUGAUUGCUCUAGGUAAGUUCAUAUUUUUGUCAGACAUCUCUUGGUUUUGCGUGGAAAUUCUUAAUAGCAAGGUUUCUAACCACGAGGGCGGGAACACGAGCUUCUUCGAAUGUUCAUCUUUUCCCUUAACCACAAUCUUGGCGAGUGUGAAGGAGACGAGCUAAAAUGGUUUUUAAUUUUUUUCAUCGGACUGAAGAAGUGAAGAGUUCUUGGAUAGACUUUACGACUAACGAUGUACCCGAAAUCAAAGUAGGGUACAACAUUCUGAUCAUUGGAAGAAACUUGGGAAAAACCGAAAAACAAAGAAAAUAAUUUACUGCUAAGUCGUCAAAUUGAAAGUGCAAUUUAUUGUUUUCAAUGUUCUACUUAGUUCUCUAUGGAUUUUUAAUAGUUAUGAUAUUAAAAACUCGACACAACUUAACGUUUACUUAAUCGAUAUCUGAAAAAUGCUUCUUAACUGUCUGGGCCAUUUAAUGAAGCAUUGUUGACAGUAAUAUCAAAUUCUCUUGCUAAGGAUGAAAAUUCUGAUCGAUCUUCAAUAGUAAGGUCUAUGCUGGGACACGAAAGGUUGCAAGGUGUUUUGCAGAUGUUUCCAAGUGAUUCUAAAAAUAGCUUGUCUCCCUUUUCACCGAGGAAAACAGAUUUGGUUUGACACUACAAGAGCUCACUGCUCAGAAACAAUUAUCCCGUUAUGCGAAAGGAAGGUUCAAUUUUUACAAAAAGAAAUUGGGGAUAUGUCCUUUGAUGCAAAGCAAUCGCUUACGGUCAAAUACUCCAACUGGCGUGUGCCUUGUAAGAAAGAAAGAUGAGAUAUCGACUGGCUAGAUAGAUUUACAUAUUUAAGUCCAUGAGACGAAAAAAGAUCGUUAAAAAUAGCAUAAACUUUAGCUCGUGGCUCCCUGAAUGGAUUUUGCUUUACUUCAAUAUAAGCUACUGAGAAAUAUCUGAAACCCAUUGUGUGCUUCAUGAUUGUCUCUAAAUGCUCUUCGUUUAGAUAAGAGAUGCCCCAUUCAUCAAGGCAGACGGUGCUUCACAACAUGUUUCUUUCAGAGACACGUCUCCAUCUUCUGCAUACGCAGCCUUAGCUCGUUUUUCAUCUCUUUAAGACUUAAAUACUUGAAUACAACACUAAGAGGCUCAUCUGGCAAAGUUGUGAUGAGAAAAAUUAAAAUGUUUAAAUUAUGGGGCUUAAGCUGUGUUCAAACUGGAAUCUUUUAGAGGAGAUCGCUGUCUGAAGAGUAAAAAAAACGCCUUGAUAAUAUUAGAAAAAGGAAUCAUUUAGUUUAGAUAACAAAAAAUAAAUUAGACUGUCGUGUACUUUGACCUCACCGAAGCAAUUUCCAAACAGUGAGCUCAGGUUAAAUUUGAUUAGGAAUUCAUGUAAACUUUCUUUCUGCUUUUAGAUUAAUGAUUACAAUAGCUUCUCCCGGCGUCGUUUCCUUUUAUUUUAUUUCAAUUUUCGACGCGUAGGUCAAUUACUAAAAAUUUACCUUUGAUAUACAGGCGUAGAGCAGGAAAAAGCUGCUCGAAUCUUAGGACUGAACUAAAAAGCAUGCUUAAUUUUCGAUAAGGUUAAACUACACUAGAAAUAGACCUUUUCACGGUUUGUGACGCCAUCUUGGGGGGCCGCCACCGAGUAUAUCGGAAGUAUACCUUUUAUUGUGAUUACAAGUGGACUGUGAAUUGAUGAUUUUUAUGUAAUAUUCUAAAGAUCUUAUAAACUGUUCAUGUAGCAAAAAAGAAAGUGGUAUAGCUGUGCAUUUGAUUUAUCAAAGACUGGAUGGAGAUGUAAAUCUGUGAUCUUCUUUACAGUCUUUUAUUAAAUGUACAAAUUGAUUUAAAAAAAAGGCUAAAGAGAAGUCGAAGAAUUGAACUCAAAAUAACCAGCUAAAUGGUGCUAGAAAGGUACAUCGUGAACAGACCUUAAACACAUUGACUAUCUCUGUCAUUCAGCUGCUCGAGAUCCUGGAAUAUAAAGCUAAUUUUUUGUUCCUUUUUUUCUGCCCCAAAUAAUUGCAACUACAACUAGUUUCUUCAUCAACGGAUGUUCUUUGCAUGGAAGCCAUCAGGUCAUAAUUUUUGUGGCUAAAAAUUCCGAUAAAUCUCGUGGUGGGUCAGUGACACCUGAGUUGCUUUGAAUAGAAAAUAGUAGUUUUUACGGCAUUGGAUGACAUUAAUCAAGGUCAGGGCUCUUAUCUGAAAUGAAAAGGAACGAAGCAUGCUGCAUAACGAGUGGAUUAAUUAGGCCUUAUUAAGCCAUUUUUGUUUCAAAUCUUACUAAUUCUCAAACUAAACUUUGGUGAAGCCCACACACCUGACCACUGCUGAGGAAUAACCUUCAUUUAACAUAGGGAAUAUUCACUGCAAAAAUAAAUUUCAUCUGCCAUCAGUUACAGAAAGGAAUGGAACAAGAGCCUAUUGUUAGAGAGCAUAUUGUUCGUUGUCUAACUUCGACUCCAAAAAAAUAAAAGAUCACAAGGUUCGAUCAGCUUGGUUUGGCUAACAUAUUUAUUCUGGCUAAUGUUUCUCGGAAUCACAAACAACACACGGGUGUGUUUCCUUUCGCUCUGAUAUCGAAAUCUGCCUUCGCGAUGGAGUCUCUCUUGAAGAAUCUCGAAAAACAUGUCACCUGUUCCAUUUGUCUGGAUACUUACACCAAGCCAAAGACCAUAGCUUGUCUUCAUACCUUCUGCUUGAAAUGUUUAGAGGAACACGCUUUGAAAACCCAAAGACAAGGACAAUUUCAAUGUCCCGAUUGUCAGGCGGAAGUGAACAUCCCAGAAGGAAAUUGUUUCGAAAAUUUGUUGACUGGUUUUCUGCAGAAUAGUUUGUUGAGUCUUCUCGCUGUACGACAAAGUAGCGAUGGAAGUCAGAUUAGCUGUGGUAUCUGUAAGAAAAAGAGAGCCGAGAUCAGCUAUUGCUUCGCUUGCGAAAAAUUACUGUGCCGUGAUUGUGCUAAUGCCCACGACUUGUUUCGAGAGAUUGCCUUUCAAGGACACAAAGUGACGGCAGUGAAACAGUUUCAAGCCGUAGAUUACGAGGCCUUGUUAAAGCGUCACUCCUUUUGCCCUCAGCCUUACCACGAAAGAGAGGUAACCAGGUUUUUCUGCCUUGAAUGCCAGAUUUGUGUUUGUCAAGUUUGCAUAAACACUGAUCACAAGAAUCAUAAUGUUGAUCCGCUUGAGAAAGCAGCGGAUGCCGAGAAAACAAACAUCAUGGCGGCAGUCGAGUCGAUAGAACGAAAGAAGAAAGUCUGUGGCGAUGCGAUUAAAACUUUUCAACGAGUUGUUGUUGAGCUGGAACGAAAUAUCACCAUUGCUAAACGAGAGGUUUCUCAAACAGCCGAGGAAAUGAUCGCGAAGGUUCGAGAACAUGAGCGGGAAGCCACAAAAAUCCUCGAGAAUACACGCGUGUCUAGAAUGGAGAAAAUAAACUCUCUAAACGAGCAAGUAAAGUCAUUGAUCAAACAGCUCGAUCAAGCAGUUCAGUUUGCGAAAAUCUGGUCGAGAGAAGCUCAAGUUCAGAUGUUAUGA